Messenger RNA from Saprolegnia diclina VS20, 482 nucleotides. RefSeq lists its product as hypothetical. Bases 6 to 482 code for a protein of 158 amino acids. NCBI's taxonomy places the organism in Eukaryota, Oomycota, Saprolegniomycetes, Saprolegniales, Saprolegniaceae. The transcript has a single exon. The record is from RefSeq and is a predicted model, not a curated record.
AGACGAUGCAAAGUACGGACGUGAGCACUGCGCCGCGCCUGCUGCGCGUGCAAGUUGCCCGCGUCGUCAACGCGCCCCGCCCUUCGUUUAUCGCGGCGCUCCCGCACAAGCUCUCGGUGACCACAAAGCUGCUUGGCGAUGAGUCAACCGAGCACGUCACGCCGCCUCUGAGCGCCGGACCUACGACGGGCUCGGUCGCAUGGGCCCGUGAGGUCUAUGUCUUUGAGCUAACAAAAGCCGAGAUGCACGACCGCCUCCUCGAGGUGACACUUGUCGAGUCCAACGGCUUUGGGAUGCGCAACAUCGUUGGGCGUGCCAGCGUCCCCUUGUCGACAUACGAAGCCGAUCGAAGCCAAGUGCACGAGAUCAAGGUUGCAGUGGAGCACGGCAUGCGCAUUGUGCUGCACAUCGAUGUCUGGGAUUCAGGUGACUCCCACGGCGCCCGACGCCUUCCGGACCCUAAGGCACCUUAUACAUAUUAA